AUGGCAAACAGCGCAGCAACGUUGUGUGCACGAUACUGUACCACAAAGCUGUCGUUGGCAGCGCAAGUACAACACGAAGAGAGCUCGUCGGUGGAGGCGGCGCAUGCACGGAACGAAAAGGGACAUCGGGCGCGGCACGAGCGGUUCUGGGAUCACUUGCUGCAGUGGCAAGAGGCUGCUAGAAAUUCCACCGACAGUCGCGCGCACAUCGACCUGGACACGCAGGAUUUGGAACGGUCCUUUGGACCGGCGUUUGCUCAGUUGUACAUGGCGAUUGUGGCCCACCAGCCGUGGAUGCAGUGGGCGUCAUCCUUUAUACCAUUUUUGCCCUCGACGAGUGCCGACCGCAAGCAUUUCAACGUCCGACUGCAGCGUUUCUUCGACAUUCACGGGCGGGCCAUGUGGGAGCAGUACUUUUGGACCGGCAGUGGGGUGAAGCCUUGCGUCGGGCCAAGCCAGCGCUUCGUCUACGCCCGUGCAGAGAUGGGAUUACUUAUCUACGACCUGUACCAACUCGAAGGCGUGGCCGCACUUGUGUUUUUGGACGGGUAUCCGCAUCCGUCCUGGCCGUCGCUACUGCUGCGUCCUGUGCACUUGAAACGAAUGGAGAACGCACGAUUGUAUGUCGAAGAGCAGCAUACGAAGCGAUGGCCGGACUACACCAAGUACCAACGAGUUGGCCACUACAAAAUCCCACACGACACGACGGCGCCAUGGCCAGCGCCGUGCGCAUCGUUUAUUCAAUGGGCAGCGGGCCGGAGCAAGGGAUCGUGUGCAGCUGACGCGUGGCUCGAAACGGGAGCAACGCCCGAGUGGUUUGCCAGCGUGUUGAACGAAAUGAAGGCGACUGCUGCAGAACGCUGCGUUCAACAAGGGCGUCACAACGAUGCGACGUGCCCAUACAUUUGCGUCAUGGUGGCGGACCAUAUUCCACCGCAUUGGAAGGUGCCCGACGUCCUUCCAUCCAAGUGGGUGUGGGAUGCGACGUCGCGGUCGGUCGUCGAGUGCUGUGACUAG
Molecule: messenger RNA, 1017 nt
Organism: Aphanomyces invadans
Lineage: Eukaryota; Oomycota; Saprolegniomycetes; Saprolegniales; Verrucalvaceae
Exons: 1
Coding region: 1-1017 (338 amino acids)
Source: RefSeq, a predicted model, not a curated record